Messenger RNA from Prorocentrum cordatum, 879 nucleotides. The record is from the annotation of a GenBank genome assembly. Lineage: Eukaryota; Dinophyceae; Prorocentrales; Prorocentraceae.
AACCCAGUGUUCACCGCGAUUCCCAAAGCGGCUUGCGUCAAGGACAAAUAUCACAACACCUUAACGGAGCUCUGGGAUCACUUUGCGAAAUCGUUGCAGUUUUUGUAUUGGAAUUCGCACCCGCUCUUCGACACGGCAUUCCUACCUUGGCCCGAGAACUCGUUCGGUCGUUCCAUGGUCGGCCAAGCAAUACUGCCUGGCUCGCAAUUUUGUGUCGUUUGGGAUAUCACAGGCGACCUUGACCACCAUGUGAAUGUGCUUGGUCUCCCCCACUGGUCGAAGCCAUACCCGUGUUGGAUGUGCACAGGCAAUGAGGCUCAGUGCCACACGUUUGUGCCAGAUGCGCCUUGGCGAGAUUUGCGGGUGUCACCGAGUAUGUCCCGCGACUUGAACAGGCCGCACCCGAUAUUCGCCGAGCUCAAAGAGCAGGGCGUGUCGGACCAGGAUUUGGGCGUGGACCGCCGCCUUCCAACUUUGAAGCUGGCUAUGUUCAAGCCCAAGUCGUUGGCCGAGUUCCCUGCGCUCAAGGCGAAGGCGGCAGUGUCUAGGUCCCUCGUGAAAGUCAUGCUGACCAUAACCAAGCGAGUGCUCCCAGAGAACUCCCAGAUCGUCCAGGCCUACAGGCUUAUGAACGAGUUCCUUACGAAAUGUCAAAAGGUUGAUAUUGUCCCCAGCCCCCUGCGGGCCCGUAUUCUAAGCGAGGCGAUGUCUACGUUUUUGACUACCUACCUGGCCGUGGCGACCACCGAAGCUAACAAGGGUCGCCGCACGUACAACAUGACGAUAAAAUUCCACCACGCCGACCACAUGGGCGACAGAGUGAGAUUCGAAACACCGACCUACACGACCGAAUACGAAUUCGAGGACAUGGCAGGGAGG